Acomys russatus (golden spiny mouse) is the source of this 3325-nucleotide messenger RNA. It is a transcript of the gene Als2cl, whose product is annotated as ALS2 C-terminal like. The transcript is spliced from 25 exons. Bases 322 to 3180 code for a protein of 952 amino acids. The record is from RefSeq and is a predicted model, not a curated record. NCBI's taxonomy places the organism in Eukaryota, Metazoa, Chordata, Mammalia, Rodentia, Muridae.
GGACAAGGUAAUCAUCCUCCUGGCUGCCUGGAUCCGUGGCCGAAACUGAGCUUGAAGAACACGUGCACUUGGGUGGAAAGAAUUGUUUCCCUUGAUAGUUUUCAGCUUUCCGGUUCCCUCCAGGGCCCCAACGGGAAGCUGGGCCAGGGGUCAGUGGCCAGAAGAGAUCUCCUCUUAGAGAGAAGCUGGGCUCGGUGAGCGAUUCUGAUGUGGGUACUUAUGGGUCUCCCUCAUGGGAACCGGGGACCCUGGUCGUGUUCUCAGGCUGUGACCUGUAUCCUUCCUACCCAGGAGGCCCAGUGUCUUACAGCCUGACUAGCUAUGUGUAGUUCUGAGGAGGCAGACCUGCUUCGUCUGGAGGAGGUCUUCUCAACCACUCUUGGUUGCACUAUCCGUCUUAUCCUCCAGCCCCUGCUCUCAGCUGACCCUGAACCCUCAGACCCCUGUGGCCGAGAGUGCCUUCAGCUUUUGGAGCAACUGCGUGAGAAUGCCCAACGCUUGAGGGAGGUGACGGAGCAGAGCCUGCGUUCGCUGCAGCAGAGGCUGUACCACCCACCAUCAAUGGGUCUAGAGGCCCUGCUGAUACUGAACAAUACCAACCACAUCCUGCAGGCCCACAUGGAGUACAUCAAGUCCUAUACUGACUGUGUGGUGGUGCAGGCCUUUCAGAAGGUCUCAAAGAGGAGGAGUGAGUACUGGAGGAGCCAGCGGAAGGCCCUGCGGCAGCUGCUGUCUUGUGGGAGCACUGAGGGCUUGGUGGGCACCACGAUGUGCCAGGCCCUCCACCAGCCACACGCCCAGCACGUGCAGAAGUACGUGCUCCUCCUGCUGCGCCUCAAGGACACCCUUGGCAAGCACCACCCAGCCGAGGAGCUGGUGAUGAAUGCAGUCACCCAGUUUGGGAACCUGCAGUGCUUCAUGAAGGAGGCCUUGGACCAAGCUGUGGCCACACAGGCCCUGUGGCACAGCCUCAGCAGCCGGCUGAGGGAUGUGCUCUGUACCCCUACCCACCGGCUCCUACAGGACAGCCAGGACAUCCCUGUGGUGGUCACCCCGCUGCGGGCUGAGCGUGUGCUGCUCUUUGAUGAUGCCCUUGUCCUGCUGCAGGGCCAUAAUGUCCACACUUUUGACCUGAAGUUGGUGUGGGUGGAGCCUGGCCAAGACAAGCACGUGUUUCACGUCCUCACACCUGAAGAAGAAUUCUCCUUCUGCGCCAGAGACCCCCAGGGCCAGGUUGUCUGGUGGUGGAAGGUGACCCAGGCUGUGUGUCAGGCCCUGCGUGGCAAGAAGGACUUCCCUGUGCUGGGGUCAGGCCUGGAGCCACCUGUACCCACUGACUGCCGCUGUGUGGCCUAUACCUUCCACCAUGAGGGCCGGCUCUACCAGGCCACCUAUGAGGGCGAGUGGUGUCGGGCCAAGCCCCAUGGCAAGGGAACCUUGAAGUGGCCGGAUGGGCAGAACCACGUGGGGGAUUUCUGCCAGGGCCUGGAGCAUGGCUUCGGCAUCCGCCUGGUGCCCCAGGCCUCUGAGGACAAGUUCGACUGUUACAAGUGCCACUGGCAGGAAGGCAUCAUGUGUGACUACGGCAUCUGUGAGUACGGCACUGACAAGGUGUACAAGGGGUAUUUCCAGGCUGGCCUGCGGCAUGGGUUUGGUGUCCUUGAAAGUACCCCACAGGCCUCCCAGCCCUUCAGGUACACAGGCCACUGGGAGAGAGGCCAGAAGAGUGGCUAUGGCAUUGAAGAGGACAGUGACAGGGGUGAGCGUUACAUUGGCAUGUGGCAGGCUGACCAGCGUCAUGGCCCUGGGGUCGUGGUCACCCAGGCAGGCAUCUGCUAUCAGGGCACAUUCCAAGGGAACAAGAUGACCGGCCCAGGCAUCCAGCUAUGUGACGAUGAUUCUCUGUAUGAAGGUACUUUCACCAGGGACCUGGUGUUCCUAGGGAAGGGCAAGGUCACCUUCCCCAACGGUUUCACCUUGGAUGGUUCUUUCAGCAGUGGGACAGAUAAAGGAAUGUGCAUACAGGGAAUGCUGGACACAGCUGCCCUCUUGCCCGACCCAAGCAGUACUCGCAAGAGACAGCUGGGACUGGGUGCCUUCCCUGUGGAGAGCCGCUGGCAGGGAGUCUACAGCCCCUUCCGGGACUUCGUGCGUUCAGGCUGUCCUGAGGGACUGCAGGAAGCCCUGUUGGGCUUCCAUGUGCAAAGCUCUAGGGAGCUACGCAAGUCCCAUGAGGACCUGUGCUGCGAGAGAAGCCACCCCAAGGACUGUGCAAGCAGCAUGGAAGAUAUCCUGAAGGAGCUGCUGCAGCACCGCGAGCACAAGGCCCUGCAGCAGUACCUCAGGAAGGCUCUGAGCAGUCCCCGACACCCACUGGGGAGGUUACUCCGUACCCUGAUGCUGACCUUCCAGGCCACAUACGCAGGCAUAGGGGCCAACAAACACCUGCAGGGGAUGGCCCAGGAGGAGGUCAAGCAACAUGCCCAGGAGCUUUGGGCAGCCUACAGGGGUCUGCUGAAGGUCGCCUUACAUCGCCAGGGCCGGACCUUGGAGGAGGAAGGCAUGGAGACAAGGGACAAGCAAGUGCAUGGGUUGCUGCUGCCCCUCAUCCUGCCCAGCUUCUACUCAGAGCUCUUCACACUGUACCUGCUUCUCCACGAGAGAGAGGAUGGACUGUACAGCCAGGGCAUCGCCAACCUCAGCCUGUUCCCUGACACCAAGCUGCUGGAGUUCCUGGACGUGCAGAAGCAUCUGUGGCCCCUCAAGGACCUCAAGCUGACUAGCAAUCAGAGAUAUUCUCUGCUCCAGGACGAGUGUUUCCUUUCAGCCACCAAGUGUCUGCAGAAGAUCAUGACCACGAUGGACCCUUGGGAGAAGCUAGAGGCGCUUGAGAAAACCUACGGGGAAAUUGAGGCCACGGUGUCGCGGGUGCUGGGCAGGGAACACAAACUGCCCAUGGAUGACCUCCUGCCGCUGCUCAUCUACGUGGUGUCGCGAGCUCGAAUUCAGCAUCUGGGAGCUGAGAUCCACCUGAUCCGAGACAUGAUGGACCCUAUCCACACAGGUGGCCUCCAUGACUUCCUCCUCACAGCUUUAGAGUCCUGUUAUGAGCACAUCCAGAAAGAAGACAUGAGGCUGCACCGCCUGCCCGGACACUGGGACUCUAGAGAACUCUGGUGACAUGGCCACUCUGGACCAAGUGCAGUGCUAAAGGCCACAUGGUGGAGUAAGCGCCACCUACCUCCUCCCUGCCGGCAUCGAGGCAGGCUGUAGAGAUGUUUCUCAAAGGAGAUGGUGUUCCGCUUCCUGCAAGGACACACUUAGC